This is a messenger RNA of Bipolaris oryzae ATCC 44560, 1107 nucleotides long. RefSeq lists its product as uncharacterized. The transcript has a single exon. Lineage: Eukaryota; Fungi; Ascomycota; Dothideomycetes; Pleosporales; Pleosporaceae. The record is from RefSeq and is a predicted model, not a curated record. The annotation marks the transcript as partial.
CGUAUCCUAUCCGAAAAGGGCGGUGAUGACAGCAUGAGCUACAAGCCGGUCACUCCCCGCGCAUCACCAGUGCUGAGAGCUCCCUCCUGCAACUUCAAGGUUGAGUUGGAGGUGGAAGAGACCCUACAGCUUGGUUCACAAAAGCCACAUCGCGAAAGUCUUGGAUCUUCCGAGACCGAUCCUUAUGCUUUCCUGAAGCCGUUUGACACCAUCUUCCUUAUUGAUGACAGCGGGUCUAUGGCUGGACGCUCAUGGCAAGAGACCAGGAAGGCUCUGGAGAGUGUUACCCCGAUCUGCACCCAUUAUGACGGAGAUGGCAUCGACCUCUACUUCCUGAACCACACAGACUCCACAAAGCCAAUCAACACCAUCGACAAAACUGAUGGCAAGCCGACCGACGAUGCGGAUGCUCCCAUAAUUGCGGCAGCGAAGAAGCUGGGCAAUAUAGAAGCGCCCAAAUGGCAGGCGGGCAUCCAGUUCUCCAAGGUCGGCAAGGAGGAGGGUGUGUAUGCGGUCUUCGAGCAGCUAGACGACAGACUUACGGAGCUCUCUGGUGACGAGAAGAUCCUCAUGCCCUACCUCCAGAAAGUACUAUCGGCCUGGUGCAGAGCAUUCCACAAUACAGCCCCGAAAGACUUUGACAGUUUCCGUAUAAAAUCCCGCAUCCAAUUCCUCCACAUCAACCCGGCAGCACUCACUUUCCUUGCCGUGUUCGCCCAGCUCCCAAUUAUUCAAGCCGCUAAUCGACACAUAUCAACAACAUGGGGCAUACCCAUCUCCAAUACACUCGGCGUAGGAACAGGCUUGGCGAUCUCAGUCUUUGACGACGAGGCAAACACCAAUCCCGUCUUGUACUGGAUUGUAUACGGCUUCUCGAGUCUAUCAGCACUGCUGGUCGUCACCUUCACUACCUUUUCCAUCAAGAAGAGCUCUCGGCUGCGAUAUUUGUGCACCUUCGUCCUCGUAGAAUUCAUCCUUCUGACCGUGAUCGCAGUGUCGUCGAUUAGUGAUGAUGGGUUUGUAACAAAGCAUCUAAAGGAAUGGACGCCUUUGGCAACGGUUGCCAUUGCCGGUGCUUUGACGGCGGGGUUUAAGAGGGUGGCCUGA